Quercus robur (English oak) is the source of this 660-nucleotide messenger RNA. RefSeq names its product calvin cycle protein CP12-1, chloroplastic. Gene Ontology annotation, biological process: negative regulation of reductive pentose-phosphate cycle. Gene Ontology annotation, cellular component: chloroplast. The transcript has a single exon. Bases 81 to 473 code for a protein of 130 amino acids. The record is from RefSeq and is a predicted model, not a curated record. Lineage: Eukaryota; Viridiplantae; Streptophyta; Magnoliopsida; Fagales; Fagaceae.
AGCUUCACAUUACCAUAUCUCCCAAACAAUCCAGCUACAUCGCCAAUUACCAAACCAAACCAGACUCAGAAACAACAACAAUGGCAACAAUAGCAGCAGCUAGUUUAAACCUCACAACCCCUAGAGUCAUGGCCAAGGGAGCAGACUCACCAAAGGCUCAGACCAUCAAGUCCCCUUGGCUGAGCCACCCAUGGAAGAGGCACACCCAGCUCGGGUCUGGUCGCAUGCAAGUUAGACCAGUGAGUGCAGCCCCAGAAAAGAUAACAGACAAGGUAGCUGAGAGCAUCAAGGAGGCUCAAGAGACUUGUGCUGAUGACCCAGCAAGUGGUGAGUGUGUUGCAGCAUGGGAUGGUGUGGAGGAGCUGAGUGCAGCAGCUAGCCAUGCACGUGACAAGAAGAAAGGGUCAGACCCAUUGGAGGAGUUCUGUAAGGACAACAUGGAGAAAGAUGAGUGCCGCACCUAUGAAGAUUGAAGACUCAAAGUGGGUUAACUUUAUUUUAGAAGAUGAUGAAGAUUUUAGAUGUUUUAAUUAAUUUUAAUGCUUUGGCCUUUGCUGUGAAUGGGAUUAUUAAUUAGAACAUGGUUUAUGAUGGAACUUUGUAUUGCUUUGCUUACCUUUUUAAUUAAUUAAUACCAUACUAUCUUGAAAGAUUUAUAAA